AUGGGAAAGAGAAAGUCAUCGACAAGAAAGCCGGCCAAAAAGAUCAAACAAACAUUAGACACACAGUUUACAUGUCUCUUUUGCAAUCACGAGAAAUCAGUGAUAUGUACGUUGGACAAGCGGAAUUUAUUAGGGGAGUUGCACUGUAAGAUUUGUGGUCAAAGUUUCCAGACGGCAAUAAAUGGAUUGAGCCAAGCGGUGGAUGUGUACAGUGAUUGGAUUGAUGCGUGUGAGGAUCUUGCUGAAGAGGCGGAGAAGAAUGGCAGAGAGGUAGGAUAUGGUGGAGAGAGUGGGGAUGAAGAAGUAGAAGGGAGAAGCAGAAAGGAGGAUGUGUAUUCUGAUGAAGAGGAAGAAGUAGAAGAUCAGAGGAGGUCUUAUGCUCCGACAAGUAGUCGGGAUAUCGUCGAUUCUGACGACGACGAUUAUUGA
Messenger RNA from Lodderomyces elongisporus, 429 nucleotides. RefSeq lists its product as uncharacterized. Gene Ontology annotation, molecular function: RNA polymerase II complex binding. Gene Ontology annotation, biological process: transcription elongation by RNA polymerase II. Lineage: Eukaryota; Fungi; Ascomycota; Pichiomycetes; Serinales; Debaryomycetaceae. Gene Ontology annotation, cellular component: transcription elongation factor complex. Bases 1 to 429 code for a protein of 142 amino acids. The record is from RefSeq and is a predicted model, not a curated record. The transcript has a single exon.